Molecule: messenger RNA, 5989 nt
Organism: Varroa destructor (honeybee mite)
Lineage: Eukaryota; Metazoa; Arthropoda; Arachnida; Mesostigmata; Varroidae
Gene: ATPCL
Product: ATP-citrate synthase
Biological process (GO): citrate metabolic process; fatty acid biosynthetic process; acetyl-CoA biosynthetic process
Cellular component (GO): cytosol
Molecular function (GO): ATP citrate synthase activity
Source: RefSeq, a predicted model, not a curated record
CUGCUGCGUCUAUGCUAUUCUACUCGUAUUUACCCUUUCCCGAGGUGGCUCUUUCUCCAUAUUUGUUUACAGAUUGAUUAACUUUAGUACCUUCAUGUGGAUGUUUAUCGUCUGCUGUCUCCCCUUUAUAUCGAACUUUACGUCCGCUAUCGCCGUUAGGCAGGCAUAGUUCCGUCAAAAGGGCGGCUGGUUGGCUGGCUCCCAGCACGAAACGAAGUGUCUAUCUGUCUGUCUACCUAUUCCCUGUGGGUUCGAAUCUAAAUCACAUCGUCUGCUAUCUGUGUGCGUCCUUCCUAACCAACAACGAUACGCAGCCACUUUCAUGGUGUGUUGUUGUUGUUGUUGUUUUUCUAUACAGCCGUGCAACUACUGGUGCUGUUGCCGUCGUACUGGUUAGCAUCUGUUAUUCCUAAGGGCAGGCUACACUUAUUUACACAGUAUCCAUCCGCCUUCAGUAUUUUCUACCUACGGCAUCAGAGCCCGUGAUCGCAGGACUUUCUUCAGCCUUGGUGCCAAACACGCUGUCGUCGCCUCUUCUUCCAUAGCAAUUCGUGGCUACUGCUGCUAUAUUGCUGAGCUGUUGCCUUUAUUGAAGAUAUUGAGGGGGCCCUGCCCUCUCUGGCCGACGGCGUUGCGGUGGUUCUCCGUCGAUAGAGAGGGAGUUCUAUCUGCAGCCGGCUGGUAUUGGGUCGGUCGCCGUUGAUGUUGAUGCUCCGGUAUUCACGGUGCGUUUCAUUGUGUCCAUCCUUUUUGUGUGAACGAAUGAGCUGUGCUGGCAGCAGCAAAGUUGUUCAAGACGGCCGGUUUCGUGUCUCUUGCGUCCAGCAUACAACCCACUUGCCGUCGUUCGUUGCUAGUCGAAGAAGCACCGGGAAACUAGCGGCGUCCGGUAAUUACAACAGCAACAAACAAGUGGCCACUACGACAAAUCGUAGUAGUAGACGGGCUCGAGGAUAAUCAUCUGCUUUUGAGCUGUCUGUCUGCCAGUCCCUUCUGUGCGGUGUAGGCCGUGGUCGUUGUGUAUGGACUAACACAGGUGUCGGCUGAUUUGUUGCCAGUCUGUUUCGAAUAAGGAAAAGACAGCGCUUGUUUGAGAGUGCGAUUAUCGGCUUUGCGGAAAACGGAGAAACAGUUUCAAGUGUAUACGCGUGCUUACGUUCAGACAUUCUCGUACACGACAUUAAUAGGCAGAAAGGGAGAACGAGAGAGAGAAGCUAGAGUCUAAGGAAUUAUUUGCCUAUCAACGUCACUGGGGAGUGUGGGUAGGCAAGCCGACAACUGAUGACGGACACGGACAACUUAGGUUGACGUUUUUAGGUGAAGCGUUUAAUGGGCAACUGCUAUCGUGUCUAUGUUCAGCAAAUUGCGGCCGUUAUUUUAGCCUCCGGCUUAGCACCAGCGUAAGUCUGUUCCCGGAGGUAUAAGGUCAGAUACAGUGAACGACACGCAAACCUGUCUGAAGCAAUAACUCACGGGAAAGUCGCAGCAUCUGUCGCUUCGGAAGACAACCUUAAAGAUCCAGAUAUUUACGCAAAAGCUCUGUACAGGAAAAGAGAGAGAAAAUAAUGACUUUGAAGAUUACGAUGACGACCCAGGGCAGCACUGCGUAAAUACGAUGUAACGCUUCUUCGGGGAUAGCCCGUGGUCAGAUGACACAUACGCAGACAAAUCGAGCUACAAGUGAAGUGAAGCAGACUUGCCAGUGAUUCGUCUGCCGGCGGCCGAUCUUCAGGUAUCUUACGGAACUGUUGAGUGUGACAUCUUAAGAGAAAUCUUAAUACUGAGCUAAUAUGUCUGCUAAAGCUAUCUCGGAGGCGACGGGAAAACGUCUCUUAAAUCAGCACCUCGACUGCGCAGCUGCAGCCCCCUGCAAGUUUGCGACAGUCACCGAUCUUUCUCAGUGGAAUGAUGUCUUAGCACAAAAUCCGUGGAUCCAAAAUGAGGCACUUGUUGUAAAACCAGACCAGCUAAUCAAAAGACGAGGCAAGCUCGGGCUAAUUCACAUCAAUGGUGAUGCAAAAUCCGUACACAAUUGGAUUGCUGAACGAAUCAACAGGACAAUCAAAGUAGAGCGUGCAGAGGGUGCUUUGAAAAAUUUCAUUAUUGAACCAUUCCUGAAACAUUCAGAAGAUCAGGAGGCAUACGUGUGCAUUUACUCGACGAGGGACUCCGAUGUCAUCAUGUUCUACAAGCAAGGUGGAGUUCAUGUUGGCGAUGUAGACGCGAAGGCCCACAAAAUGGAGGUGCCCGUCUUUUUGCAAGAGGAAGCACCUGAUGUACGAGCGGAGAUCGCUGUCAAUCUCCUCUUCGACCUAGAUGAUGCUAAAAAGGCGCUGUUGACCGAAUUUAUACAGAAGCUGUACUCUACUUACGUAUCACUCUACUUCACAUACCUUGAAAUUAACCCGUUAGUGAUCACGAAUGGCAAGAUGCAUAUCCUUGACCUGGCGGCAAAACUGGAUGCUACUGCAGACUACAUUUGCAAGGCGCGUUGGGGAAACGUCGAUUUCCCACCUCCCUUCGGCCGCGAUGCAACCCCAGAAGAGGCUUAUAUUCAUGAUCUCGAUUCUAAAAGUGGGGCUUCCCUUAAACUUACUGUGCUCAACCCAAAAGGACGAAUUUGGACCAUGGCCGCUGGCGGUGGAGCUUCAGUAAUUUAUUCUGACACGGUAUGCGAAUUGGGAGGCGCAGAUGAGCUUGCCAACUAUGGUGAGUACUCGGGCGCACCAAACGAAAGCCAAACCUACGAGUACGCAAAAACGAUCCUCGGUUUACUCUGCGCACAUCCUCAUCCCCGGGGAAAAGUACUCAUUAUCGGCGGUGGUAUUGCAAACUUCACUAAUGUUGCAGCGACAUUCAAAGGCAUCGUGAAGGCACUGCAAGAGUUCCGCGAGCGGUUGGUAGAGAACAAGGUGAGCAUUUUUGUGCGUCGUGCAGGUCCGAAUUACCAAGAAGGUUUACGAGUAAUGAAGGACACCGGCCGUACCCUCGGGUUGCCGGUACAUGUUUUUGGGCCAGAAACACAUAUGACAGCAAUUGUCGCUAUGGCAAUGGGCGUAAGAGACAUUAGCCCGCCAGCGGAUGGAGCUCCCACGACGGCCAAUUUUCUUCUAGCGUCAGGUGGCAGGAUGCUGGACCCUCUAAGAUCAGAGUACGCGCUACUCUACCAUGGCUUCGAAACGGAGUCUGUUUCAUCGGGCACCACAUCUCCCGUCGUAGAACAACCCCGGAUGACCCUCAGUGCAGAUGCAGCAUGGUUCACGCCGCAAACACGCGCUAUUGUCUGGGGCAUGCAGUCGAAGGCCGUUCAAGGUAUGCUUGACUUUGACUUCGUCUGCUCCCGUAAGGAACCCUCCGUUGUGGCUAUGGUAUAUCCGUUCGUAGGCUACCAGCGUCUCAAGUUCUACUGGGGCCAUAAGGAAAUCCUGAUUCCAGUGUACAAAAGUAUUGCAGACGCUGUCCGUAAACAUCCAGAUGCUGAUUGCCUUAUCAACUUUGCAUCGCUACGUUCAGCUAAGGAAUCAACUGAUGAGGCGCUCAGCUGUCCCCGAAUUCGAACAAUCGCCAUUAUUGCGGAAGGCAUUCCGGAAAACGUGACCCGCAAAAUCAACAAGCUAGCCAAAGAAAAAGGAGUUCACAUAAUUGGCCCAGCAACCGUUGGUGGAAUCAAGCCGGGUUGUUUCAAAAUCGGCAACACCGGUGGUAUGAUGGACAAUAUUCUUGCGUCGAAAUUGUACCGACCAGGCAGCGUCGCUUAUGUAUCUAGAUCGGGCGGAAUGUCUAACGAACUUAACAAUAUUGUGUCUCGCAAUACCGACGGCGUUUACGAAGGGGUUGCCAUCGGCGGUGAUAGAUACCCAGGCAGCACGUUCAUGGACCAUAUCCUCCGAUAUGAAGCGGACCCCGAGGUCAAAAUGAUUGUCCUCCUUGGUGAAGUCGGCGGAGUUGAAGAAUAUGAUGUUUGCCAGGCAAUAGAAGAUAAGCGGAUCACGAAGCCUUUGGUUGCAUGGUGUAUUGGCACUUGUGCUGGUAUGUUCGCGUCAGAAGUUCAAUUCGGUCAUGCAGGCGCGUGUGCAAAUUCGCAAAAGGAGACUGCCAUCGCGAAGAAUCUCGCACUUAAGCAAGCCGGCGCUUACGUUCCUCGUACGUUUGAUGAAUUGGGUGAAAUGAUACACUCUGUGUUUCAAAGCCUUGUGCAGAAGGGUGUUAUCAUCGUCAAACCCGAGGUUCCUCCACCGACUGUUCCUAUGGAUUAUAACUGGGCACGCGAGUUAGGACUGAUCCGCAAACCGGCUUCAUUUAUGACGUCAAUUUGCGACGAACGAGGCCAGGAACUUGUGUACGCCGGCAUUCCUAUUACAAAGGUAAUGGAGGAGGAACUAGGUCUUGGCGGCGUACUCAGUCUUCUGUGGUUCCAGCGCCGUUUGCCGGGUUACGCUUGCAAGUUUUUCGAAAUGGUUCUUAUGGUGACGGCUGAUCAUGGGCCUGCCGUGUCAGGCGCACAUAAUACCAUAGUUUGUGCACGUGCUGGCAAAGACCUUAUCUCCUCAUUGACCUCAGGUCUUUUGACGAUUGGUGAUCGCUUUGGCGGCGCGCUUGACGCUGCAGCCAAGCAGUUCUCGUCCGCCUACGACAAGGGAUUAAUUCCGAUGGAAUUCGUCAACAAGAUGAGAAAAAAUGGUCAGCUUAUCAUGGGCAUUGGCCAUCGAGUGAAGUCAAUCAACAACCCAGAUAUGAGAGUUAAGAUUCUCAAGGACUUUGUUAUACAGCAUUUUCCCAGUACACCGGUUCUGAACUUUGCCCUUGAGGUUGAAAAGAUCACAACAAGCAAGAAACCCAGCUUAAUCCUAAACGUCGAUGGGCUUAUUGGUGUGGCUGUUGUGGACCUUUUGCGUUCUUCUGGAAUGUUUACUGCGGAGGAAGCUAAUGAAUACAUCGAAAUGGGCGCAUUAAAUGGUCUAUUUGUCCUUGGACGAACCAUAGGCUUCAUUGGCCACUACCUUGACCAGAAAAGGCUUCGCCAAGGUCUCUACAGGCAUCCAUGGGAUGAUAUCUCUUAUGUUCUUCCGGAAGCCGACGAUCCGCAGCUUCCGCUGUAGUUUUCGAUUCCAAUAUCUCGAGUGACGAAAAGGGGAACGGCUUUUGAGACUCGGUAAAAGCCAUAUGUCAUAUUGCCAAUUGUAUGCUCUAUCGCCGUUGCCUGAUUAGUAUAUGAGAAGUUACGCUUCCGCAAUAGCGUUUUCUCGUCGAGAACGGCAGGAGCACUAUUGCACACUCGUAAAACUCACGAUAUUUUAACUCUUUUUAUAGAUUACUUAUUAUUAUUGUUGUUGGUGUCUUAAUUACAGCAAGACACAUUGAAAACCAUUAGUUUUUUUUUUUUUUUUUAUUGAAAAACAGUAUCCGUCAAAUUGGUUGAUGAGAAAAUCUGAACACCUGUUCAACGUUUUUUGCGUACGACGUGCAUAAUAUCUAUUAGUAAACAUCCAUACGAUGUAGACAAUUACUGCAGUGAAGUAAAAUGUCUACUAACACAGAUUGAAUAAAUCUGUAAAAGAUGAUAAGAUUUAAAAAAUCCUUUAAAAGAGAAUGGUGCCAGUAUGUUAUAUUAAAAGUAUUCUUGUGGUAAUUAUAUCUGUAGAUCCAGCUCAGGCUUGUUAAUAUUAAAGUGGGACAAACAUUGUUUGUUUUACGAUUAGACGAAUGCAUCGCAUAACCCAUAAAAAGGUGCGCUACAAAAUUAGUAGACAUACAAAUCUCGACAGAAAUUUCAGAUACUAACCUUUGUUAUUAUAUUAUUAUUAUUCUUACGAUAGAUGGAUGGACAGUAGCGUGUAGCAACUUAGCAACUCUAUGAUCAAUAUUUUUAGCAUCGAACUAAUAACAAAUGGCAAUAGUGAAGAACAUAACUACUAGAACAAAGUAAAACUUUACAUCGCUUUAUAUAAACUCGUUAGGAAAAAAUGCGAUUACAAUUGGUAUCCAUGUC